Molecule: messenger RNA, 1920 nt
Organism: Aspergillus piperis CBS 112811
Lineage: Eukaryota; Fungi; Ascomycota; Eurotiomycetes; Eurotiales; Aspergillaceae
Product: WD40 repeat domain-containing protein
Exons: 5
Coding region: 1-1920 (639 amino acids)
Biological process (GO): regulation of transcription by RNA polymerase II
Cellular component (GO): Set3 complex
Molecular function (GO): protein binding; transcription corepressor activity
Source: RefSeq, a predicted model, not a curated record
AUGGCACAACCCGAUCUCACAUCGCAUCACGUCAAUUACCUAAUAUGGAGGUAUCUUCAAGAGUCAGGGCAUGGCGAGGCUGCACUCACCUUACAGCGCGCGUGGAAUCGUGACCCGCAGAGUUUGCCGUUCGCCCCAUACAUCAAAACUCAUGCUCUGGUAUCCCUGGUACAAAAGGGCCUGCAGUAUCAUGAACUAGAGCAUUCGCUCGACAGGGAUGGAAAUCCUACGGCCUUCACAUCGUCUGACUACUUUUUCGGGCCUACGCCGCUGGAACCCGAAACUGAAAAGGGUCAAAGUGGCCCCGGAGAGGCAGGCGUUGGCACAGACCAGGCGCCUGUCUCGCCUACAAGCAAAGUUCCGCGAGAUGGCGGCGUGAUUAACGGUCACUUGACGGCCGAGGCGGCGGCGGCGGCGGCACCCCAAGCACCAACAGCACCAGCAUCAGCACCACCUCAAGCUCCCGCCGGCGUGAAGAAGCCGCACAAGAGCGGAGAGACCAACGGUGAUGAAACUCCCAUGGAAAUUGACACUAAUGGAGUAACGACUGAAAAUAAGUCCGAGGUAGUCGAUGAGUUGCCUCCAAAAGCCGACAUGGAGGUGGACGGUGACGGAGAUGUGAGCAUGGGCGGCCGACCGGAUUCGCAGGACCAGGAACCAGAACCAGCACCAGUACCAGCACCGGUGGCGCCGACCUUCACGUUAACCACCGGCCACAGCGUUGGCGUCCAGAUCACCCCCGCCAAGGCCGCCGACCUUGGGCCCAACACCGCCAUCCUCGAUCUGGCUAGUGAUGAUCACGUGACUCGCACCCUCUGGCGCCCUCGGGACCCUACUACCGUCGUGGCCGCCGGUGAUACUUUCUGCAGCCUGUGGAGGCUGUCUUCAUCCUCGGAUCCGGUACAGGAGAAACUCGUAGCGAACAAGGGGGAUAGCACCUGUGUUUCGGCAGUCGCCUGGGACCCAUUGGGCCAGAAGCUGGCCGUCGCGACCUACAAUGACAUGAGGGGCUCCAUCACCAUGUAUGACGUCUCUGGAAAUGCGGUCGAUCUUCUUCCCGAAGUACCGCGGAUGAUUACUGGGUUGCACUGGGCGGAAAGCGGGUCCCAUUUGAUUGUGGUUGCCUCGGACAGCCGAAUCUCUGAGCUAGCGCUCUGGGACGACUCAUUACGACCGGACGAAUUCCCAUCGCCUCAGGUUAUCGAGGGAUCAAUCUUUGACCUUUGUUGGUUGGGCUCCAACCAGGCUUUUGCUUGUGGUAACGGAACGGUCUAUCAAUGCGAUGUCGAUUCGAGUAUCCACAUCGCCAAGACGUUCUCAUCUGGCGACCCUGACCAGCCUUGGUCAUUCAUCCGCUGUGCGAAUGCCGGCUCUUCACCCGUGGCGGUAACUGCAUCUUCCGCCAAUGCUACAUUAUGGGUGCCUACCCAUGACAUGCGCCAUGAGGGUGCCCAUGAAGGCGACAUUACGGCCAUCGAGCUGAAGCCCAAUAUGGAACAGCAGCAACAACCAGAAACAGCACAAACCAUCGUUUUGGCCACUUCCUCCACCGACGACACAGUCAAGGUAUGGCAUUUGGAGCUGGAGUCCAAACAGUUCAAGUGUAUCCACCGAUUGUUCCUCGGUCCGUCGGCACCCGCUCUCGCUAGCACUUUCUCUCCCGACGGAUACGCCCUUGCUGCUGCCAGUAAAGAGAGUUUGUUCAUCUGGAAUGCACAGCGAGGAGGCACUGCGUUGGCCACAUGGAAAGUGCCGGGUCCCGGCGAGCAGAAAAAGGAGGAAGAGUCUAGUCCCAUGGUGAAUGGACACAAUGGCACUGCGGAGUCGGUGCCGGAUCGCAGUCUAGCGUGGGAUACCGAUGGCAAAAAGCUUGCUUUCGGCUAUGGAAACCAGCUGGCCAUCGUAAAUUUGCAGCGCUGA